Molecule: messenger RNA, 2275 nt
Organism: Cryptomeria japonica (Japanese cedar)
Lineage: Eukaryota; Viridiplantae; Streptophyta; Pinopsida; Cupressales; Cupressaceae
Exons: 4
Coding region: 839-1918 (359 amino acids)
Molecular function (GO): zinc ion binding
Source: RefSeq, a predicted model, not a curated record
AACGGCAUAUUCCUAUCAUAUAAUUAUUAUCUAGAAAGCAAAACCACAGAUCACACUGGUCACUGUAUUUCGGUGGCCAUUGUUUAGGUGAAAGCUUGUAUUACAGUGUUACGCAUUUUAUACGUAGUGGGGCACACUUUAUUUAUUUCUAAACUUUUUUAAUUAUACAUAGUCGAAUCUGUUUCUGUUAUUGAUCCUAUUGCUUUCGGGUGACAAAUCUACGUUCGUGCAGAAGCAAGCACAUUAAAGUGCAUGGCCAAGUUGCAUGUCCAGAAACAUCUGUUGUUUGAAGCAUCAGAUUUCUACAAGUUGCUUAAACAGACAGAAUCAAUGAAUGCUUGCUUAGAUACAUAUAAGGACCGAUGAAGACCCAGAUUUUUCUUGUGUACCCUUGGCAAUCCUGGAGUACAGAUAAUGCACUGGACAUCAGGGUCUUACACAUUACUUUGACAUUUCAAUAUACAUAAUUCAGUUUAUUUAAAUUGCUGUAACUGCAGAUUGCUUAGAGUGUUAAUCACAGUUUUUCUGCAAAUGUUAAGAUUCCUGCAUUUUGCACUUGCGUUUUCUAGUUUAGGGGCAUGAUUAUAGGCUUCAGUUUAACCAACAAAAAUAUAAGAUUGUUAUUCCAAUCUAUGGCAGACAUCCUACCUAAGUUCUCUAUUCUUUGCACUCAGACGCAUUACAUAUUUGGCACUUUAGGAAGGAAGGUAAGCUUAAGGGUAUACAGGAAUUGACUGAAUGACAGGUGUCUGAAUUGCAAAGGUGGAUGUAGAAACUGAUUUGGUGGGAGCAAGCAGUCAAAAGAUUUUGUCUGAAGUUUAUUCUUCAAUUGAAAGUGAUGGGGCUACCUGCUGGAAAACCAGGCACAGCAGACGAGAAUCCUGUCUCUAUUCAUGAGAAUGAAAAUAUCCAGUUAUCUGUUAGUUCAGAUCAAGGUGAGGAUGACCAGGAUUUUUUAGAGGUCUGUAGAGUCUGCCACUGUACAGAACCUGAUAAUAAGGGAGAAGCUGCUCUCCAGUUUUUGGGCAUCUCCCCCCCUUUAAUCAAAAGGUCACACAGUUUCAGUGUGAAGUCUUUGUCUGUCAAAGGUGAUAAACAGUGUGUGCCAAGCCAUUCAUGUUCUGAAAAAGAGAAAGAAGAAACACUUGAGUAUGUCAAAUAUGUGAGUCCUGAUGGAGAGGUCCUUCUUUGUGACAAAGACUUAGAAGAAGGUCUAGGCUUCAAUCAUAAUGAUUAUCUCAUUGAGUUGGGUUGCCAUUGCAAGAAUGAGCUUGCACUAGGUCAUUAUGCUUGUUUGUUACGGUGGUUUGUUAGUCAUGGAUCAAUUCAUUGUGAAAUAUGCGGGAGUGAAGCAGUGAAUGUUAGACUUGCAGAUGUGAACAAAGUCAAAGCAUCUGUAGAGGAGUAUGAAUCAUUAAGGGCAAGAACAGCUGCUGGAGAGGUCACUUCUGCAUGUAUUCAAUUGAAUCCUAGUGUGGAUCCAGAUGCAGCGGCUGCAGUAAGGCGACAACGACUUACUGAGAUUGCAUCAUGGUUUAAUCCACGCCUGCAUACAGCAACUGUUUCACAAUCUACGACUGAUGAAGUCUAUAACGCUCCCAUUGGCGAUCUUCGCCCUAACAUGCAUCCACGUGCAAAAUGGGUUGUUGAAGGAACUGGCAUUCUUAUCGCUACUGGAUUAUUGACUGUUACACUUGCUUGGUUGAUUGCCCCUCGGGUUGGAAAGAAAACAGCAAAGAGUGGUCUGCAUAUUCUACUUGGCGGCCUUUGUGCACUUACAGUUGUGGUUUUCUUGCGCUUUGCUGUGCUACCAAGGAUCAGGUAUGGACGAGCACGCUACUGGGCAAUUGUAUUUGUUUUUAUGUUCCUUGUUUUUGGUAUUUGGGCUUCAAGGACAAGAGCUACCCGUUCAGGUUGAAUGUACAUUUGCCAAUGAAUGUCCUGUAUAUAAAAUGUCAACUUAUAUCAAAUCAUGUAAUAUCCAGCUUAGAUUUCUCAACGAUUGAGGGCAUGAUGAAAGACUAUGGUUAAUGCAUUUCUAUGAUAAAAUUAGUGAGUAGUUAUCUAAUAUUCACACUAAGAAGCUCUGCAUGGACUGCUUACCCAUGAUACAUAUUAUACUAAAGAGUUACUGAGUGGUUGAUUACUAUUUACAGUAUAGAGCUGACGUACUGAUUCCAAAUCUUAUGCUUGAAAGAACAAGCUUUACUGUCAUCUUGGUGCAUUUAUAUGACUGGGGCUGUCAAUGUCGAUAAAUUAUUGAUUUACAUGCCUA